AUGUCCAUCCCAUCCGCGCCGUGGUCGUCGUGGCUACCGAACGUUCCGUCGGGAUCCGACUUCGUCCUUCGCAACGCGCACGUCCCCGCGUGCUGCGUGCACGGCGCGGGAGACCUCGCGAUAGAUCACGACGGUCUGAGCUUCGUGGACAUUGAGAUCCGCACUGGUAAAGUCUCGUCCGUGACCCCGGCUUCGAGCUCAUCGUCGAUCUCGUCGAGCACCCUUCCCCAGGUCGACGUCGACGGCGGGAUGGUGUUCCCCACGUUCGUUGACCUGCACACGCACAUCGACAAAGGACACACGUGCGAGAGGAGCAGGAACCAGUCAGGCUCGCUCGCCGGAGCGGACGACUCGUGCGCGAAGGAUGAGCGACACUGGACGAAGGAGGACGUGUACACGCGCAUGGAGUUUAGCUUGAAGUGCGCGUACGCGCACGGGACGUCGGCGAUUCGCACGCAUCUCAUGAGCAACGCGACGCAAGGGGCGCUGGUGUGGCCGGUGUUCAAAGAGUUAAGGGAGAAGUGGAAGGGACGGAUAGAACUGCAAGGGGUCGCCUUGACGAUUUUACGAUUCUUCCGCGACGAGACCGAGGCCGCGAAGCUGGCGGACUUGGUGAAAAAAAACGGCGGCAUCCUCGGCGCGGCGGUGUCGUGCACGGAUCGCGGCGGAUACGCGGACGACGUGUACACGACGUGUUUGGAUGACAUGGACGCGCUCCUGGACACGGUCUUUCGGCUCGCGAAGGAACGUGACCUCGAUCUCGACUUUCACGUGGACGAGAACGGGAACGAGGCGUCGAAGGGUUUGCUUCACAUCGCGCGAGCGUCCGCUAGGAACGCGUUCACCGGACGAGUCGUGUGCGGGCACUGUUGUUCCCUCGCCGCGCAAUCCCCGGGGGAGCUGCACAAGAUAUGCCUGGAGGCGAAAAAGGCGAACAUUACCGUCGUCUCGCUCCCGAUCGUGAACCAGUGGCUGCAGAACCGAGACGUUCGCGGAAUUUCAACCCCGACUCGACGAGGCGUGACGACGAUGAAGGAGCUCGACGACGCCGGCGUCUCCGUGUGCCUCGCGAGCGACAACACGCGGGAUCAGUUUUACGGGUACGGCGACCUGGACAUGCUCGAAAUCUUCGGCCAGGGGUGCAAAAUCGGGCACUUAGAUAGACCUAUAUCGCACUGGCCGCUCUCUGUGACUUCGAGGCCGGCGAACGUGAUGGGUUUGGGCGACGCGCACGGCCGCGUCGUCGUCGGCGGCGUCGCGAACUUGGUCGUUUUUCGCGGGAGGCGGUACAGCGAAAUACUCUCGCGGCCGCAGCACGAUCGGCUAGUGCUCAGGGACGGGCGGCCGUUGCCGUGCGGAGUACCGGAUUAUAGAGAACUAGACGAUAUGUGCGCGAACGGGAUGGUAGGUAGCGGCGGCGUGAAGCGAGGGCGCGGUGGCGCGUGA
Micromonas pusilla CCMP1545 is the source of this 1446-nucleotide messenger RNA. RefSeq names its product cytosine deaminase/metal dependent hydrolase. The transcript has a single exon. Bases 1 to 1446 code for a protein of 481 amino acids. Lineage: Eukaryota; Viridiplantae; Chlorophyta; Mamiellophyceae; Mamiellales; Mamiellaceae. Gene Ontology annotation, molecular function: cytosine deaminase activity; isoguanine deaminase activity. Gene Ontology annotation, biological process: cytosine catabolic process. The record is from RefSeq and is a predicted model, not a curated record.